UUGUAAUUGGACCGCAUGGUCGUGGAUGAUACACCAACGACUCGCGCGCCGCCGAAGCUGCUCGACGCACCCUUCUUCCCCCGGCUCCAGUGCGCUGCCUGCCCCCAGGCCUCCUCCUUGAUCUCGCCGCCAUCGCUGCCGCCGCCGUAUCCUCCAUCCUCCCGGAGCCUCCUCCUCCUCCUCCUCCUCCUCGAUCUAGCCGCGGUAUCCUCCGUCCUUCCAGAGCCUCCUCUGCCUGCUUUUCGGGUGCUCCUCAAACUCGUCUUUCCCCUUGUACCUCUCUAUUUCUCUCUCUGGCCUUCGAUCCUCUUCAUUCUUUACCCUUUCGAACUUCUUGCAUCGUUCGUGAAGCAAAUGAUGAGAAGGAUAGCAUUGCAAAAAGAACUUCUGCGUCAGCCUAGCUUGUGUGGGCUAAUCUCCUCCAAACAAGUGCUGCCUCUCUUCUUCAGACACCAAUCCUUUCGCACUGAUAAUGGUAAUUCUGGCCGAAACAGUGAUAAUUCAUUUGAGAGCUCAGAUGACUUUGAACGACGCUUAUUUGGUGAUAUAAGCAAUAAUGAAAUAAAUGAUUCAUUUUAUCGCAAACUUGACAAACUUGAGAAGGCUCAUGGAAGAUCUGGCAUUGGCUCCAAAUUGAACAGUGAUGAUUCUCGAAUCAUAGAUGGUAUAAGUGAUAGUUUUAAUUCAUUGUCAGAUGGUAUGGAUGAAAAGUUGAAGGAAGCAGCUCGUACGUUUGUUUUUAGUGAUGAGAUACACGAUGAAAAUUAUAAAUUUAGACCAGAUGUGACAUUUUAUCCUGGUAUGACUUACACAACAAGGGAUCUUGAUCUUACAAAACCUGGGGUUCAAAAGAGAUUCAAAAGAAAUGAGUUUGAGACAACCACACAAGAGGUUCUGAAGAAAGCUGAUUUCAGGAAUGUGAGGUUCCUCUCAAAUUUUCUGACUGAAGCAGGAAUUAUAAUUAAAAGAAGCAAGACUCGUAUCAGUGCCAAAGCUCAGAGGAAAGUUGCGAGGGAGAUUAAAACUGCACGGGCUUUUGGACUAAUGCCGUUCACUACCAUGGGAACGAAGCCUUUUAUCUUUGGGAGAAGUAUGAAAGAUGAAGCUGAGGAUUACGAACACCAACAUAACACCGCUAGCACUGCCACAGAUCCUUAGGAGGAAAGCUGAGGUGGGCAUUAAGCCAGCUAGGUUUAAUUCAGGUGUAUGGAUCUUUUAUCUUGACAACCAAGAGGCAGCAAAAGGGGUACCACAAAAAGGUGGCUGUUUACACUCAUCAGUUAUUUAGCUCAAUAAAUGUUACUGCCUGCUGUAGAAAGUUGUUCAUCAUGUUGCUUUAGGAUCGACGUCUAUUAUUCUCAUGAUAACAGAGAUCACAGCUCAGAGCAACGAUUUGCUUUCCUCCACUGCAUGGGCUUUCUCAUUGAUUGUUUGUGUAGUAGUCCUUUUGAGGAUGAUAUCUUUGGUGUUUUUUUAUGCGUAGAAUGAAAUCUGCUAUUAAAUUGA
Musa acuminata AAA Group (dessert banana) is the source of this 1506-nucleotide messenger RNA. RefSeq lists its product as uncharacterized. The transcript has 7 exons. The record is from RefSeq and is a predicted model, not a curated record. NCBI's taxonomy places the organism in Eukaryota, Viridiplantae, Streptophyta, Magnoliopsida, Zingiberales, Musaceae. Bases 16 to 1158 code for a protein of 380 amino acids. Gene Ontology annotation, cellular component: ribosome; mitochondrial small ribosomal subunit. Gene Ontology annotation, molecular function: small ribosomal subunit rRNA binding; structural constituent of ribosome. Gene Ontology annotation, biological process: translation.